AUGCUAGCACAUUGGGAUGACGUGGGGUGCUUCACCAAUGCACCUGUCAAACCUGCAACAACAAAGCCCCCGAUAGGUGGCACUACCACAUCAAAACCAACUGCAGCGUUCGGGUGUUUCAGUGAUGGGAGGUUUUACUUUUUUGGUCAAGAAAUGCACUGGACACCGUGUGAGACAACAUAUUGUCGGGAAGGUGGCGUGCCGGUUGUCUGGCACAAUCCACAGUGUAGCGUGUCUCCAACAACUCCAAUGACAUCUCCAACAACUCCCAUGACAUCUCCAACAACUCCCAUGACAUCUCCAACCAGAGCACCAACCUCAACCACAAAACAAACAACAUAUUCAAUCAUUACACAGACAUCAGAAUCUGACAAGCAAACGACAAUCAAAACAACAAAUUUUUCAAAGGGAACUACAGUUGCAACAUCAAGUACCCCUACCACACAGGCUUUCUUAAACACAGAUUCAACUAGUCCAGCCGUGAAGGAGUCCACAGGAAAAGAGAGCAUGGAAAACUCAAGCAUAUCCCAAACGACAACAUCCGACUCAAAAACUGUCGCAACAACUACACUUACAACCAUCGGCCCAACUGCGACGCCAAUUGAACCCUCUACUACAAACAUGGCUCAGAAUGACACAAUUUCAAGCCCUGAUCCGACUACAAGAAUCCCACUUGAGCAGACAACUAAGUCAAAUACAACCAUCUCGAAUGAAUCAAGAUACAGUACGAAGGAACCUAUUGUUUGUCUAUAUAAUGACACGUACUACAUAGCUGGGAGUAACAUCGUUAGGAGUAAUUGUUCUGGACUAUAUUGUGAUCAAGAUGGAGAGUUAAUUCAUUGGAAUGAUACAGAUUGCGUUCCUGAUGAAAGCACAGCAAGUAUAACUGUAACUUUGGAACAAAUAACUGAUCUAGAUACCACUACUAGUGCAACAACUGAGGAACUUAUUUCGUGUUUCUAUAAUGGUACAUACUACCCAGCUGGUGUUAACAUAGUUAGAAAUAAAUGUUCAGGCUUGUAUUGUGAUCAAAAUGGAAAGUUGGUACAUUGGAAUGAAACUGACUGCUAUAUUGAUGUAACAACUGAUGCUACAACGGAUCUAUUUAUUAGUCCAGGUGCAAACAGUGAUCUAGGUUAUCUAAAUAUAACCACCGAUAUUACAACUGAUCCUGAGAAUACCACUGAUGCUACAACUGAUCUAGAUAAUACCAAUGAUACAACAACCGAUCUAGAUAAUACCAGUGAUACUUCAACUGAUCUAGAAAAUAUCACUGAUACAACAAUUGCUCUGGAUAAUACCACUGAUACAACUGAUCUAGAUAUAAUCUCAAUUGCUACAACUAAUUUAGAUAUUACUACUGAUGCUACAACUGAACUAGAUAAUGCCACUGAAACUACAACUGAUCUAGAUAAAACCAGUGAUCCUACAACUGAUCUAGAAAAUAUCACUGAUACAACAACUUUUGUAGAUAAUACCACUGAUACAACAACUGAUUUAGAUAAUACCACUGAAACUUCAACUGAUUUAGAUAAUACGAGUGAUACUACAACUGAUCUCGAUAAUACCACUGAUACUACAACUGCUCUAGAUAUUCCCAAUGAUACUACGACUGAUCUAGAUAAUACCACUGAUGCUACAACUGAUCUAGAUAAUAUCACCGAUGCUACAGCUGAUUUAGAUACUACUACUGAUACUACAACUGAUAAAAGUAUAACAACCGAUGCUACAACUGAUCUAGAUAAUACCACUGAUACUACAACUGCUCUAGAUAUUCCCAAUGAUACUACGACUGAUCUAGAUAAUACCACUGAUGCUACAACUGAUCUAGAUAAUAUCACCGAUGCUACAGCUGAUUUAGAUACUACUACUGAUACUACAACUGAUAAAAGUAUAACAACCGAUACUAUAACUGAUCUUGAUAAUACUAGUGAUUCAACAACUGAUUUAGAUAUUACUACUGGUACUACAACUGAUCUAGAUAUUACCGCUGAUGCUCCAACUGAUCAAAGUAUAACCACCGAUUUAGAUAUUACAACUGAUGUUACAACUGUUCUAGUUAUCACCACAGAUGAUACAACUGAUCUAGAUAAUACCACUGAUGCUACAACUGAUCAAAGUAUAACAACCGAUUUAGAUAUUACAACUGAUGUUACAACUGUUCUAGUUAUCAACACUGAUGAGACAACUGAUCAAGAUAAUACCACUGAUACUACAAUUGAUCAAGAUAAUACCACUGAUACAGCAACUGAUUUAGAAAUAACCACUGAAACUACAACUGAUCUAGAUAAUACCAGUGAUUCUACAACUGAUUUAGCUAUUACAACUGAUGUUACAACUGUUCUAGAUAAUACCAGUGAUACUACAACUGAUUUAGAUAUUUCUACUGAUGUUACAACUGAUCUAGAUAAUACCAGUGAUACUACAACUGAUUUAGAUAUUACAACUGAUCUAGAUAAUACCAGUGAUACUACAACUGAUGUUACAACUGAUCUAGAUAAUACCAGUGAUACUACAACUGAUUUAGAUAUUACAACUGAUGUUACAACUGAGCUAGAUAAUACCAGUGAUACUACAACUGAUUUAGAUACUACAACUGAUGUUACAACUGAUCUAGAUAAUACCAGUGAUACUACAACUGAUUUAGAUAUUACAACCGAUACUACAACUGAUCUAGAUAAUACCACUGAUACUAUAACUGAUCUAGAUAAUAACAAUGGUACUACAACUGAUCUAGAUAAUACCACUGAUGCUACAACUGAUCAAGAUAAUACCACUGAUGCUACAACUGAUUUAGAUAAUACCACUGAUGCUACAACUGAUCUAGAUAUUACUACUAAUACUACAACUGAUCAAAGUAUAACAACCGAUACUACAACUGAUCUAGAUAAUACCACUGAUACUAUAACUGAUCUAGAUAAUAUCAAUGGUACUACAACUGAUCUAGAUAAUACCACUGAUGCUACAACUGAUCAAGAUAAUACCACUGAUGCUACAACUGAUUUAGAUAAUACCACUGAUGCUACAACUGAUCUAGAUAUUACUACUAAUACUACAACUGAUCAAAGUAUAACAACCGAUACUACAACUGAUCUAGAUAAUACCACUGAUGCUACAACUGAUUUAGAUAUUACUACUGAUACUACAACUAAUCAAGAUAUUACCACUGAUGCUACAACUGAUUUAGAUAUAACUUCUGAUACUACAACUGAUCUAGAUGAUACCACUGAUGCUACAACUGAUCUAGAUAUUACUACUGAUACUACAACUGAUCAAAGUAUAACAAACGAUACUACAACUGAUUUAAGUAAUACCAUAGAUACUACAACUAAUCUUGAUAAUACCAGUGAUUCCACAACUGAUUUAGAUAUUACUACUGAUGCUCCAACUGAUCAAAGUAUAACAACCGAUUUAGAUAUUACAACUGAUGUUACAACUGAUCUAGAUUAUUUCACUGAUGCUACAAAUGAUCCAGUGAAUACAACUGAUCCUACAACAUAUCUAAAUAUUACUACUGAUGCUCCAACUGGUCAAAGUAUAACAACCAAUGCUACAACUGAUUUAGAUAUUAAAACUGAUGUUACAACUGUUCUAGAUAUUAUUACUGAUGCUACAACUGAUUUAGAUAUUACCACUGAUGCUACAUCUGAUCUAGAUAUUUCUACUGAUGCUCCAACUGAUCAAAGUAUAUCAACCGAUGCUACUACUGAUUUAGAUAUUAUCACUGGUGGUACAACUGAUCAAGACAAUACCACAGGUACUACAACUGAUUUAGAAAUUACCACGAGUCCUACAAUUGAAUUAGAUAUUACUAGUGAUGCUACAUCUGAUCAAAGUAUAACAACUGAUUCUACAACUGAAUUAGAUAUUACAACUGAUGCUACAACUGAUCUUGAAAUUACCACUGGUGGUACAACUGAUCUAAUUAUUACCACUGGUGCUACAACUGACCUAGAUAAUACAACUGAUGCCUCAACUAAUCUAGAUGAUACCACUGAUACAACAACUGAUCCAGAUAAAUCCACUGAUGCUACAUCGAAUCUAGAUAUUACCACUGGUGCUACAACUGAUCUAAAUAAUACCACUGAUACUUCAACUAAUUUAAAUAAUACAUCUGAUGCUACAACUGAUCUAGAUAAAAACCCUGAUGCUACGACUGAUCCAGAUAUUACCCCUGCUGCUACAAUUAUUUUAGAUAUUACCACCGAUGCUACAACCGAUCAAGGAAGAACCACCGAUGCUACAACUAAUCAAAGAAUAACCACUGGUGCUACAAAUAGUGUAGAUAAUACCACUGAUACUACAACUGACCUAGAUAUUGCCACUGAUAUUACAACUGAUCUAGAUAAUGCCACUGAUGCUACAACUGAUCUAAAUAAUACGACUGAUACUACAACUGAUCUUGAUAUUACCACUGGUGGUACAACUGAUACUUCAACUGAUCUAAAUUAUACCACCGAUGCUACAGUUGAUCUAGAUAAUAACACUAAUGCUACAACUGAUCUAGGUAAUACCACAUAUAUUACAAGUGAGCUAGAUAAUACCAUUGAUACUACAACUGAUUUGGAUAGUACCUCUGGAGCUACAACUGAUCUAGAUAUUACUACUGAUGCUGCAACCAAUUUAGACAGUACCACUAAUACUACAACUGAUCUAGAUAAUAUCACUGAUACUACAACUGAUCUAGAUAUCACCAUUGGUACUACAACUAAUUUAGAAAUUGCCACUGGUACUACAACUGUUCUAGAUAAUACCACUGAUACUACACCUCUUUUAGAUAUCACCACUGGUGUUACAACAUAUCUAGAUAUUUCCAUUGAUACUACAUCUGAUCUAGAUAAUACCACUGAUUCUACAACUGAUCUGGAUAAUACCACUGAUACUACAACUGAUCUAGAUAUCACCACUGGUCCUUCAACUGAUCUAGAUAUUACCACUGAUACUACAACUAAUCUAGAUAUUGUGACUGAUAUUACAAAUGAUCUAGAUAAUGCCACUGAUGCUACAACUGAUCUAGACAAUAUCACUGAAACAACAACUGAUCUAGAUAUCACCAGCGGUGCAACAAAUGAUCUAGAUAUUACCAUUGAUACUACAACUAAUCUAGAUAUUGCCACUGAUACUACAACUGAUCUAGAUAAUACCACUGAUGCUACAACUGAUCUAGAUAUCACCACUGGUACUACAACUGAUCUAGAUAAUACCACUGAUGCUACAACUCAUGAUCUAGAUAAUGCCACUGAUGCUACAACUGAUCUAGAUAUCACCAUGGGUGCUUCCACUGAUCUAGAUAUUACCACUGAUGCUACAACUGAUCUAGAUAUCACCACUGGUACUACAACUAAUCUAGAUAUUGCCACUAAUGCUACAACUGAUCUAGAUAAUACCACUGAUGCUACAACUGAUCUAGAUAAUGCCACUGAUGCUACACCUGAUCUAGAUAUCACCACGGGUGCUUCCACUGAUCUAGAUAUUACCAUUGAUAUUACAACUGAUCUAGAUAAUGCCACUGAUGCUACAACUGAUCUAGAUAAUACCAUUGAAACAACAACUGAUCUAAAUAUCACCACUGGUACUACAACUAAUCUAGAAAUUGCCACUGAUACUACAAUCGAUCUAGAUAAUACCACUGAUGCUACAACUGAUUUAGAUAUAACCAAAGAUGCUACAACAGAUCAAAGUAUAACAACUGUUGCAACUGAUUUAGAUAUUACCACUAAUGUUACAACUGAUAUAGAUGUAACCACUGAUGCAACAAUUGGUUUAGAUAUUACCUCUGAUGCUUCAGCUGAUCAGAGCAUAACAACUAUUGCUUCAACUAAUUUGGAUUCAACAACUGAUGCUAUAGCUGAUUUAGAUAGAACAACUGAUGCUUCACCUGAUCUUGAUAUAACCACAAAUGCAGCAACCAAAGAAAGUAUAAAAACUGAUAUUACAACUCAUCAAAGUAUAACAACUGAUGCGACAACUGAUUUAGAUAUUACUACAAAUGCAGCAACUGAACAAAGUAUAACCAAUGAUGCAUCAACUGCUUCAGAUAUCACUACUGAUGCUACAACUCAUCAAAGCUUAACAACUGAUGCAUCAUCUGACUUAGAUAUUACUACUGAUGCUUCAACUGAUCAAAGCAUAACAACUCUUGCUACAACGAAUUUGGAUUCAACAACUGAUACUACAACUGAUUUAGAUAUAACAACUGAUGCUACAACUGAUUUAGAUAUAACAACUGAUGCUACAACUGAUUUAGAUAUAACAACUGAUGCUACAACUGAUUUAGAUAUAACAACUGAUACUACAACUGAUUUAGAUAUAACAACUGAUACUACAACUGAUUUAGAUAUAACAACUGAUGCUACAACUGAUUUAGAUAUAACAACUGAUGCUACAACUGAUUUAGAUAUAACAACUGAUGCUACAACUGAUCCGGAUAAUACCACAAAUGCAGCAACUGAACAAAGUAAAAUCACUGUAGUAAAAACUGAUCAAAGUAUAACAACUGAUGUUACAACUGAUCCAAGUAUAACAACUGAUGCCAAAACCGAUUUAGAUAUCACAACGAAUUCAACAGCUAAUUUAGAUAUCACUUCUAAUGCUAAAACUGAUUUAGAUAUCAUCACUGAUAGUACACAUGAUUUAGAAAUAACCACUGCUGUUACAACUGAUUUAGUUAUCAUCACUGAUGCAACAACUGGUUUAGAUAAUACCAUUGAGGCAACAACGGAUUCAGUCUCGAGUGUAUCUACUGACGCAACAACAGAUUUAUACAUGAGUUUAUCCACUGAAGAAGCGACUGAAAUAAACCCGACUGUAUUCAAUAAAUCAACCACGGUGCCAGACCCCAGUGUAAUCACUGUAAACCAAAAUGUAUCCACUGAGGUAACAACAGAAUCAGACCACAGUACAUUGACUGAAACAACAACGGGGUCAGCCCCGAGUGUAUCCACUGAGGUAGCAACAGAAUCAAACAAGAGUGUACCAACUAAUGCAUUCACUGAAGUAACAACGGAUUCAGACACGAAUGCAUCCACUGAGGCAGUGACGGAUAUAAUCAUGACUGUAUUCACUGAAUCAACAACAGUGUCAGACCCGAGUGUAAUCACUGAUGCAGCGACAGAAUUAAACCAAAGUUUAUUCACCAAGGCAACGACUGAAUCAGAGAGGAGUGUAUCUACUGAGGCAGUGACAGAAUCAAACCCGGAUGUAUCCAGUGAGGCGACCACAGAAUCAGACAGGAGUGUUUCCACAGAGGUAGCAACAGAAUCAAACCAGAGUGUAACCACCAAGGCAACGACUGAAUCAGACAGGAGUACAUCUACUGAGGCAGUGACAGAAUCAAACCCGGAUGUAUCCAGUGAGGCAACCACACAAUCAAACAAAAUGUUAUCCUCUGAGUCAACGAAAGAAUUAAACCCAAAUGCUGCAACUGAGGUAACGACACAAUUAGGCUCACACACCUCAAGCGAAGCAGCAACAGAAGCAAAUCCUAGUGUAACCACAAAAACAGGUUUAACUAUAAGCGUAAACCCUACAUUAGAAUCGGAUAUAGAAACAACUCGUAGAGUAACAACAGAAAGUACUAAUGAAAUAACAGAUGAAGAUAUCACUGUAACCAAUGGGGCAACAACAAAAACAGAUAUUGGUAUCAGCGUAACCAAUGCAGCAACUACAAAUGGAGAAAAUGGUAUGCCUGCUGGAGAAACGACAGAUGAAAACACCAGCGUAGUUACUGCAGCAACAACGAAAGCAGACAAUGGUAUAACUAUCGCUACAGAAGAAGACAUCGACCUAACUACUGAAGCAACAACGAAAGCAGACAUUGGUAUAACUAUCGAUGAUACAGAUGAAAACAUUGGCCUAACUACUACAGCAACAACGAAGGUAGACAUUGGUAUAACUAUCGUUGAAACAACAGAUAAAAACAUCGGCCUAACUACUGCAGCAACAACAAAAGCAGACAUUGGUAUAACUAUCGGUGAUACAACAGAUGAAAACAUCGGACUAACUACUGAAGCAACAACGAAAGCAGACAUUGGCAUAACUAUCGGAGAAACUACAAAUGAAAACAUCGGACUAACUACUGCAGCAACAACUAAAGCAGACAUUGGUAUAACUAUCGGAGAAACUACAAAUGAAAACAUCGGACUAACUACUGCAGCAACAACGAAAGCAGACAUUGGUAUAUCUAUCGGAGAAACUACAAAUGAAAACAUCGGCCUAACUACUGCAGCUACAACGAAGGCUGACAUUGGUAUAACUAUCGGUGAAACUACAGAUGAAGACAUCGGCCUAACUACUGCAGCAACAACGAAAGCAGACAUUGGUAUAACUAUCGGUGAAACUACAGACGAAGAUGUCAGCGUAGCUUCUACAGCAACAACGAAAGCAGACAUUGGUAUAACUAUCGGUGAAACUACAGAUGAAGACAUCGGCCUAACUAGUGCAGCCACAACGAAAGCAGACAUUGGUAUAACUAUCGGUGAAACAACAGAUGAAAACAUCGGCCUAACUACUGCAGCAACAACGAAAGCAGACAUUGGUAUAACUAUCGGUGAAACUACAGAUGAAGACAUCGGCCUAACUACUGCAGCAACAACGACAGCAGACAUUGGUAUAACUAUCGGUGAAACUACAGAUGAAGACAUCGGCCUAACUACUGCAGCAACAACGAAAGCAGACAUUGGUAUAACUAUCGGUGAAACUACAGAUGAAGACAUCGGCCUAACUACUGCAGGAACAACGAAAGUAGACAUUGGAAUAACUAUCGGUGAAACUACAGAUGAAGACAUCGGCCUAACUACUGCAGCAACAACGAAAGCAGACAUUGGUAUAACUAUCGGAGAAACUACAGACGAAGAUGCCAGCGUAGCUUCUACAGCAACAACGAAAGCAGACAUUGGUAUAACUAUCGUUGAAACUACAGAUGAAGACAUCGGCCUAACUACUGCAGCAACAACAAAAGCAGACAUUGGUAUAACUAUCGGUGAUACAACAGAUGAAAACAUCGGACUAACUACUGAAGCAACAACGAAAGCAGACAUUGGUAUAACUAUCGGUGAAACUACAGAUGAAGACAUUGGCCUUACUACUGCAGCAACAACGAAAGCAGACAUUGGUAUCAGUAUCGGUGAAACUACAGAUGAAGACAUCGGCCUAACUACUGCAGCAACAACGAAAGCAGACAUUGGUAUAACUAUCGGUGAAACUACAGACGAAGAUGUCAGCGUAGCUUCUACAGCAACAACGAAAGCAGACAUUGGUAUAACUAUCGGUGAAAUUACAGAUGAAGACAUCGGCCUAACUACUGCAGCAACAACGAAAGCAGACAUUGGUAUAACUAUCGGUGAAACUACAGACGAAGAUGUCAGCGUAGCUUCUACAGCAACAACGAAAGCAGACAUUGGUAUAACUAUCGGUGAAACUACAGACGAAGAUGUCAGCGUAGCUUCUACAGCAACAACGAAAGCAGACAUUGGUAUAACUAUCGGUGAAACUACAGACGAAGGUGUCAGCGUAGCUUCUACAGCAACAACGAAAGCAGACAUUGGUAUAACUAUCGGUGAAACUACAGACGAAGAUGUCAGCGUAGCUUCUACAGCAACAACGAAACCAGACAUUGGUAUUACUAUCGGUGAAACUACAGAUGAAGACAUCGGCCUAACUACUGCAGCAACAACGAAAGCAGACAUUGGUAUAACUAUCGGUGAAACUACAGACGAAGAUGUCAGCGUAACUACUACAACAACAACAACAACAACGAAAGCAGACAUUGGUAUAACUUCUGGUCAAACAACAGAUGAAGGCAUCAGCGUAACUACUGUAGCAACAACGAAAGCAGACGUCGGAAUAACGGUCGGUGACACAACAGAUAAAGAUAUUGAUAUAACUACAGGAAGGAGCAUACAUGCAAGAUCGACUUCUGAACCUCUUUCUCUACUUUACCCCACUACUUCUGCUCCUAUUGUUACCUCAAUAACUAAUAACUUAACUGUAACUGAAAAACACUCAAGUAAACGAAAGCGCCAUGUCAAGAGAGCGACUGCAAGUGAAGAAUUUAUUGUGCCCCUAAAAGUACAACGAAGAAGAAGACGCAAAACAAGCAAGUCAUUUCCAGAUAAAAAUGUACCUGAAACCAGAUCUCCCAAGAACACUGUUUUAAGAUAUAUUCUUUCCAAAAUGUAUGAGCUUGAAUUAAUGAUCAAUUAUGAUGUACCAAGCACAAACAAUGAUCUAUUAGCGACGAUUCGUGAUCGUGAAGCAGCAAACAAUGGGCUGUCUUCAUUCGAGACUGGAAGAAUAUAUUUGGAGAAGAAUUACGUUGUUCCAAGAGGCAGAUUAUUGGAUAACGCCAUUACCACAUAUGAAGACACAACGAGGAAUGAAGGAGUUAAUGACACAUCUAAAACACGAUCACCUAUUUCAACAAUGGCAAACGACAAUAAUACUUCGACCAAUGAAAGAAAAACAACAACGUUUGAUACUACCACUAAUAUCACCACUGUACCACCAUUAGAUGUCACAACCGAUCUGUUAAAAAAUAAUUCUCAUUCUUCUACUGAUUCAAAAUCAAAUGCGUCAUCCUUACCUGAUAUCACUCUUGGUGUGGAAAAUAGUUCUACAAACUUUAUAUCCACAACUAUGGCAAGCGAAUUUCAUACCGCACAGACAACUGGUUCAAUUAUUUUGUCAACCUUGUUACAGAACUCCACUAACGUUACUAUAGCUACCACAUCUGUUGCUACGGAUACUGUGAUAUCACAACAAACUACAGCUAUAUUACCAAUUCUAACAUCGACAAUAUCAGCUAUAUCUCAAUUUGUUUCUACUUCCAUUUCAAGUAUUAUAGUGUCAGGUACUACGAAUGCAGGUGGUCAAAAUGAGGAGACAACAACUUCACUUAAUACAAAUGUUACGGCCAAAACUACACAGACAAAUACUCAGACUGUUGGGGAGACAGUACACUCAAAUACGAUUACGACAGAUAUGACGUUGUCAUCACAAACUUUGAACAAUGUUACGACAACUACUACUACUACUAUAUCAGGAGUAACAUCAGAAGUUACAGGGCUAACAAAUUCUCCAACUUCAAAUGGAACAACGCGUGUAACUAAUCUUACAGGCGCACUCACCACAGAUGGAAUAUUCGAAAGCACUAGGGUUCCAAAUCCCCCAAAUGGCACCCUGGAUGACAAUCAAAAAUCUACCAAGGCGCAUUAGACUCAACAAGAACAACAUCCCAAUCAUUGUUUCCAUCCAUAGCAUCAUCGGCAUCUUCCACAAAAGAUGUUACACCCACAGCAAAAGCUACUUCACCCAAAAUAAGAUAUGCAACUAGAAAACAACUUCCGACAUCAACGUUAGAUCCUAUACUCUUUGACAUGCCAAGAAUAUUUAAUCCACUGAAUAUACUUAAAACUCGCCUAACAAGAGAUAUAGUCAACAAAAAUAAUGAUGCAAUAUUACAGAACGGUCGCAAUUGUUCCAGCGGACUCAUUGAUUGCAACAUUACACAGUUGCUUUCCUUAUUAAUAGUGAU
Messenger RNA from Owenia fusiformis, 11533 nucleotides. NCBI's taxonomy places the organism in Eukaryota, Metazoa, Annelida, Polychaeta, Sabellida, Oweniidae. The record is from the annotation of a GenBank genome assembly.